AGAACAAAGGAAUCUCUAGUCUUUUUGUAUUUGUAGUCACUGCUAAUAGCAUAUGGUUGGUUUCGCGUAAUUAUGGAUUUAGAUUAAUGAUACGCCUGAAUUAAUGGCAAGAGAGAAAAUAUUUUAAUUCAAAUACCUUCCUGAAGAAGUGGCGCGACGAUAGAGUCGACAAAAUUAGUAACGAACAUAUAAGGGUGGAUGAGUGUGACCUCUAGUGUCUCAUUGUGCUCGUAAAAUACGAAGUAUUAUUGAAGUUUUUUACGAUAUUUUCUUAAUAGUUUAUACUGUGAAGGACAAUUAAUGCUGUGAAUCGUUCGAUCUCAGCACGUCCAUCUGGUCACAUGUACGAGCAAGAAAACAUGAUCUGUUCGCCAUAACCAAACUGCGAUCGUGCCGUUCUUUACAGCUCCAUCUCUCAAUAAUUUAUGGAAACCUGAUAGAUAACAAUAUCAAUAAAUAACGAUAGCAAUUAAAAAUAUCAUCGUACAAAUUUAAAGCCUAAAAUGCAACAUCAAUGUCAAGGUUAUUCUAUGUAAUUGACGCUCUGAAGUAAGCCGUUCAAAGAUGUACGAAAAUCUGUUCAAGAAUCCUCUUCAUCGUGUAUUCGUGUACGGAACACUAAAACGGGGCGAACCGAAUCAUAGUUUGAUUCAGGAUGCAGCAAAUGGAUACGCGAAAUUUCUGGGAAUUGGAAGAACCGCAACUCCAUAUCCCUUAAUAAUUGCUACCAGAUAUAACAUACCAUUUUUGUUGAAGAAACCAGGAAUUGGUCACCUUGUCUUUGGCGAAAUAUACGAUGUUGAUACAAAGAUGUUAAAAAAACUGGAUGAACUGGAAGAACAUCCUGCGUUUUACGAAAGAUUUCAAGAAGAUAUACUUUGGGCUACCGAGGCGAAGGCCAAGGCAGCCACUAACUUCGACGAGGUCGGUAUCUUGACAAGGGUCUGGAUAUAUUUUCUCCCAAAGUUUAAGGCAUCCCUGUUGGAGGGACCCAUGUACAGCUCAUAUAGCAACGAAGGAAACCAUGGACUCAAGUAUUGCGAAAAGUAUGUUCGUGAUGCCUCGUGCGAUCACAGAAAAGAAGUUCAAUGACAGUGAUCCCCAAAACUAUGUAUUUCUUUCCAGCGAUGAGAGUACGAUAAGACCAGAAGAUCUGCGUUGACCAAGCGUUUUUACGAACCCCCCUCAUUAUCUACCCCCAGUCAGAUGAUCGUGGCUACAUUAUAUUAUUAUUUGUGUUAAUUAAUAAAAAGUCGUUCGUUGAUUCAAA
Osmia bicornis bicornis is the source of this 1270-nucleotide messenger RNA. RefSeq names its product putative gamma-glutamylcyclotransferase CG2811. The record is from RefSeq and is a predicted model, not a curated record. Gene Ontology annotation, molecular function: gamma-glutamylaminecyclotransferase activity. Lineage: Eukaryota; Metazoa; Arthropoda; Insecta; Hymenoptera; Megachilidae. The transcript has 4 exons. Bases 565 to 1092 code for a protein of 175 amino acids.